This is a messenger RNA of Raphanus sativus (radish), 687 nucleotides long. RefSeq lists its product as uncharacterized. Lineage: Eukaryota; Viridiplantae; Streptophyta; Magnoliopsida; Brassicales; Brassicaceae. The transcript has a single exon. The record is from RefSeq and is a predicted model, not a curated record. The coding region runs from base 265 to 498 and encodes 77 amino acids.
UAUCCGAAAAUGAUGUUGAGGCACUCUGCCCAAAGUUUCUUCUUCUUCCUCUUACUCUGUUAUGUCUCUAUCUCGUGACCCCCAAAAUGUAAAUUUCUCGCACGAAUUCAGUUACCAAAAAAAGCUGCUCACUUUUUCUUCUCUCCCUCUCUUCUUUUUCUUCUGCUAAAACCCCCAAAAGACCUAAACUUUCAUCCAUUUAUAAAGACCCUUUUAAAGCUUUACUAUCCAGAAAGUGAUUUAUUUCCAUUGUCUUUAAGUAAAAUGAGAUUGGAGGGUAGUUUCAAGGCGCUGAAUCAGUACGGAAAGAAGAUGUUCAGGAGAGUAAAGGAGGCGGUGAUGAAGACAAAGAAGAAGAAGAAACAGACUAUGUUUCAGUAUGAUCCAUCUAGUUACGCCUUGAACUUCGACGAUGGAGGAGAUGUUCCUCAGAGAUUAUCCGGCGACUGUAAACACUGCAGGAUUACUUUGAUUUACGUUGUUUCUGUCAAAUUUUGACAAAUUCUCUUUCUUUCUCAUUCGGUUACAGUUUUGAAACAGUCCACACUUGUUUCAGUGUCUCCCUCUCUCUCUCUUUGUCAUUUUCCAUCUUCUUUCUGUCAUCUCUUGUUUUUUUUCAGUGUAAGACUAUUUUACUCAAAACUUGAAUCCUUUUGUUUACAAUGUACUCCAAAUGAUCGGAAGCUU